UUGGCAUCAGUAUCCUAGUAAAUGGUAAGUUAUUUUGGGUCUUUUGGAAUUGGGAAUUUAUUUUCUUUAACUAUCUUUUUCUUUUUUUUGGUUGGGCUGUUCACUUCUUUUUUGGGCUUUAUGGUUUUUUUGUUUCUUUCUUAUUAUGCUGUUCCUUUCCUCACCAUUUCGUCUCCUAUCAUUUUUUUCCAUCGCUGUUUCAUUUCCUAUCAUUCAUUUUCUAUCUCCAUUUCAUUCCAUAUAUUCUUUCAUCUCCAUUUCGUCCUAUAUCAUUUUUUUCUAUCACCAUUUCAUUCUACACCGCUUUUUCAUCAUCAUUUCAACCUAUACCGUUCCUUUAAUUACCAUUUCGUCUCCUAUCAUUUUUUUCUACCCCCUUUCGUUCUAUAUUGCUUUUCAUCAUUUUCAUCAUCAUUUCGUCCCAUAUAUACUGUUCUUUUCAUUACUAUUUCGUCUGAAUCGUCUCCUAUUGUUCUUUUCCAUUACCAUUUUGUUUUAUAUCACUUCAUCAUUAUCAUUUCGUUCCAUAUCAUCACCAUUUCAUCCUAUAUAUCACAAUUUCAUUCUAUAUUGCUUUUUCAUCAUCAUUUCAUCCCAUACUUCUCCUAUUGUUCUUUUUCCAUUACCAUUUCAUACUAUUGUUUCUUAUUACUCUUUUUGUUCUUUAUUGUUCUUUCUUAUUCCUUAUCACUCACUUUGUCCAUUAUUAUUUAUUU
Messenger RNA from Rhizophagus irregularis DAOM 181602=DAOM 197198, 716 nucleotides. Lineage: Eukaryota; Fungi; Glomeromycota; Glomeromycetes; Glomerales; Glomeraceae. The record is from RefSeq and is a predicted model, not a curated record.